UCACCGCAGGCGCAUGCGCACACAAGCCAAGACAACAAACAUGGCGCUGCGCGAAGGAGCCCUUCGUGUAAAGUUGCUCGCAAACAGCGGAAAUUUCUACAAAUUGACUUCAUUUCUUGGUGUCCGGUCGUUGUCUGAAAAUGUGUCAUCUAAGCCCGUCACGUCCAGUGCCUCAGAGACCACGGGUGACCAUUUAAUCUACACAGCAGAGCACUUUGCAUUAAAGGAGUCCCUCAGAAAGAUCAUUGAUCAGGAGAUCAACCCCUAUGUGGAUCAGUGGGAAGCAGAAAGGACGUUUCCAGCCCAUAAAAUCUUCAAGAUCUUAGGAAGUGCCGGCUUUCUUGGAGUCAACAAACCAGUUGAGUAUGGCGGCUUGGGUCUUGACUUCAGCUACAGCGUAGCGGUGGCAGAGGAGCUUGGAAACAUCCGCUGUGGAGGCGUCCCCAUGGCCAUCGGUGUGCAGUCUGACAUGGCUACUCCUGCGCUGGCCAGGUUUGGUUCGGCCGAGCUAAAGAAGGAGUUCCUCCUUCCCUCCAUCAUGGGGGACAAAGUGGCCUGUCUCGGUGUUAGUGAAGUCGGAGCUGGCUCUGAUGUCUCAAGUAUCAAGACCAAGGCGGUGAGGCAGGGGGAUGAAUAUGUAAUCAACGGGGGAAAGAUGUGGACCACCAACGGCACCCAGGCUGACUGGAUGUGUCUCCUCGCCAACACCAGCGACGGGCCCCCACACAGGAACAAAUCUCUAUUCUGUUUGCCAAUGAACCUGCCAGGAGUACAAAUCGCACGCAAGAUUGAUAAACUCGGCAUGUGGUCUUCGGACACAGCUGAAGUGUUCUUCGAUGACGUUCGUAUUCCCUGCAACAACAUCAUUGGCCAAGAAGGCAUGGGCUUCACCUAUCAGAUGCUUCAAUUCCAGGAAGAGAGGCUCUGGGCAGCAGCAAAUGUCCUAACAGUGAUGGACAACAUCAUUCAGGAGACCAUCCAGUACACACGGCAGAGGAAGAUCUUUAAGCAACCUGUCCUCUACCACCAGACAGUUCACUUCAGGUUGGCUGAGCUGCAGACGGAGGUCGAGCUGCUCCGCUCCCUCCUCCACCGCGCUACAGCAUUGUACAUUAAAGGCAAUGAUGUCACCAAGCUAGCAUCCAUGGCCAAGUUAAAGGGAGGCCGCCUGGUCAGGGAACUGAGCGACAGCUGUCUACAAUUUUGGGGAGGAAUGGGCUUCACCAGCGACGUGCUGGUCACCAGAGUUUACAGGGAUACCAGGUUAAUGUCGAUCGGUGGUGGGGCUGAUGAAGUCAUGCUGGGAAUCAUCUCAAAGUACAUGGACACGUUACCCAGGAAGUGAUGUCACAACACUGCUGAUGAAUUGUUAAUGAUUCACAAUGAAUUGCUAAACACGGAUCACCUAAGUGCAGUUCUUUAAACUCUUAACAUGUGCAUGGAAGUUUUUUUUUUUUUUUUCAUUUCGCCUUUGAUGAUUUUAACUAAACUGUGUGUGAUCAGGCAGAAUGAUGAAGGGCCUGUAUUUAUGUAUUCAUGUUUUUUAUAAACGUGAAUAACCUACAGCUGAAUGAACUCAUGUAAUCUGUAAGAGAUUCAUUUAAAUACUGGUCCUCAGAUUAUUUUUAUAGAAUAGAUGUUAGAUGAAGAAAAAUAAUGUACAAAACUGUCCUGUAAAAAAAGAUCUGUCUUUAUGUGUUGACAUUAAACGAAUAAGCUCAAAUUAAA
Molecule: messenger RNA, 1728 nt
Organism: Larimichthys crocea (large yellow croaker)
Lineage: Eukaryota; Metazoa; Chordata; Actinopteri; Sciaenidae
Product: zgc:85777
Exons: 9
Coding region: 14-1345 (443 amino acids)
Biological process (GO): fatty acid beta-oxidation using acyl-CoA dehydrogenase
Cellular component (GO): cytoplasm
Molecular function (GO): acyl-CoA dehydrogenase activity; flavin adenine dinucleotide binding
Source: RefSeq, a predicted model, not a curated record